Molecule: messenger RNA, 495 nt
Organism: Rhodofomes roseus
Lineage: Eukaryota; Fungi; Basidiomycota; Agaricomycetes; Polyporales; Fomitopsidaceae
Exons: 1
Source: RefSeq, a predicted model, not a curated record
GGCUUCAAUGUGUUGGUCGCAGACUUCCCGCGAGCGAAGAUGCCCGUGUUCGUCAACAACGACUGUGCACCUAUCAAGUUCCCCUACACGAUACGCGGACGUAGACAUCAUACCGCUCAGCCUGAUGUGCUCGCGUUGUCCCCGGGUCAGACGUCAAUCAGGACGCACGCCGACCCCUGGAGGAACGUUGCCUUUGUCAUCGAGACCAAGCUGAAGGAGGAUGAAGAUCCAAUGUCAGCAUACUCGGCUGCGCAUGAAGAAACUCUGAACCAAUUAUCAAAGAGUGCGCGCAGCCUUCUGGUCUCGCAGAGCCGCUUGUUCGUCUUUGCGAUCGGUGUCUACGGCACACUUUCCUGGAUCUUCCGUUUCGACCAUAGCGGCGCUGUUUGCUCGCGUGCAUUCAGGUACACAAACAUUCAAGGCCGCCGCUUGCUCCUCGAUUUCUUCCACAUCAGUAGAAGUCCAAUUUUGCUAACCGUUGCUAACCGUUGCUGA